Corylus avellana is the source of this 2135-nucleotide messenger RNA. NCBI's taxonomy places the organism in Eukaryota, Viridiplantae, Streptophyta, Magnoliopsida, Fagales, Betulaceae. The record is from RefSeq and is a predicted model, not a curated record.
UAUCGAAACAAAAGCUCUAAAGCAGAAAGCAGCGGCAGCAGCAUCGCCAGCAACGAUUUUCUUUUCCUCUCCAUAGUCGUUCUUCCCUUUGGCCUUCGCUUCCUUGCUUCCUCCAUCAGCAAUCCCUUGCUCCACCCCACUUCCAAAGUAUCUCUCUCUGUCUCUCUUUUAUAACAGAAAGUAAAGCAUGAGGCUACUGAGUGCCACUUUCCUCCACUCUCAUCCAAACCGAACAGUUUCCUCCUCCUCCUACUCAGUGAAUUCAUUGCUGAAGCCAGCGGCACGCAGCCGCCGAGGAAUCUGUCAAGGCGAUGACAGAUCAGCAAUUCGAUUACAACCCCAUCGACGACAGCGAGCUCGUGCCCUACUCCCUCGCGCCCAUCAUCCCCAUCCUCCGCGUCGCCAAUGAGAUCCAGAAAGAAAACGGCAGAGUCGCGUAUCUCUGCCGCUUCCAUGCGCUUGAGAAGGCACAUUCUACGAUGGAUCCAACAUCAAUUGGACGAGGUGUUCUCAAAUUCAAGACGUCUCUGUUGCACAGACUUGAAAGGGAAGAAGAUGAAACAGUGCGUACCCUUGCAAAAACUGAUCCAGGAGAGAUUCAGUUGUAUUAUAAGGAAUUCUAUGAGAAAAAUAUCAGAGAUGCAGAACAUACAAAAAGACUGGAGGAGAUAACAAAGAUUUAUCAGAUUGCAACCGUGUUGUAUGAGGUGCUGAAGACAGUUGUACCUUCUGGGAAAAUUGAUGCUGAGACACAAAGAUAUGCUAAAGAUGUUGAGAUGAAAAGGAAACAGUAUGAACACUAUAACAUUCUUCCACUGUAUGCACUUGGGGUUAAACCACCAAUUAUGGAACUUGCUGAGAUCAAAGCAGCGCUUGAUGCUCUAAGUAAUGUGAAUAAUCUUCCAAUGCCAAGAAUCCAAUCAACUCCUGGUGUCCCUAGGGUCAAAGAUAUACUGGAUUGGCUUUCGUCCAUCUUUGGAUUUCAGAAAGGGAAUAUAGCAAAUCAGAGGGAGCACCUAAUAUUGCUACUUGCCAAUUUUCACAUAAGGAAUAGGAAAACUGAGUUGGAUAGUCUCACUAUACAACAGUUGAAGGAAAAAAUUUUUAAGAAUUAUUUUUCAUGGUGUAACUAUUUGCGCUGCAAAUCAAAAAUUAGGAUUCCUCAAGGUCGUGACACACAACAGUUAGAGCUUAUUUACAUUGGACUUUAUCUUCUUAUAUGGGGUGAAGCUUCAAAUGUCCGAUUCAUGCCUGAAUGCCUUUGCUAUAUUUUCCAUAAUUUGGAGCCUUUGGUGGAUGGUCUUUCUUUUGAUUCUAUUAAUGAGGCUGUGGUCAGUUGGUUGGAGAGAGAGUUUGAGGAGUGGGAGGUGCAGAAAGCUAUGAAUGGUGACAAGGUGCCGGGCCCUGAUGGUUACUCUAUGGCUUUCUUCCAACCUAGUUGGAUUGUUUUGAAAGAGGACAUCUUGAAGGUCGUUUUUGAGUUUCAUGCUAGUGGCAAGUUUAAGAGAAGCCUUAACGCUACGUUCCUCACCCUCAUUCUGAAGAUCCCAGGGGUUGUUGACCCCAAGGAUUUCUACUCGAUCAAUUUGGUGGGUAGCAUUUAUAAGAUGAUUGCUAAGAUUCUAGUGAACAUGCUUAAAAUGGGGUUGGAGAGGAUCAUAUCUAAGUCACAAAAUGUUUUCAUCCGAGUUAGGCAAAUCUUAGAUCCUAUUCUUUUUGCCAACGAAUGCCUUAAUAUCAUAUUGAGAUAUGGAGUACUGGGGGUUAUUUGUAAAACGGACUUAGAAAAUGCUUAUAGUCAUGUGAAUAGCUAUUCUACAAACUUCUUUAGUAGUUCUGAAGGCUUGAGGCAAGAAGAUCCGUUGUCUCCUUUGCUGCUUGUUCUAGUGAUGGAGGCCUUGGGUAGAAUGAUUGUAGCUGCUGUGAGUGGAGGCUUGUUGUUUGGUUUCUCUGUGGGGACACAGACGAAUGUAGCAAAGUUGGAAUUGGUCCUGGUGGGAAAUGUUGAUAAUGUGGCUGGGUUGGCUUGGAUUUUGGGUUGUGGAGUUUCGUCUUUGCCUUUGAAAUAUCUCAGUCUUCCUUUGGGAGCAUUUAUAAGGCCAAGCAUAUUUAGGACAAUAUUAUCGAGAAGAUAG